Messenger RNA from Arabidopsis thaliana (thale cress), 1806 nucleotides. Its product is annotated as TRAF-like superfamily protein. NCBI's taxonomy places the organism in Eukaryota, Viridiplantae, Streptophyta, Magnoliopsida, Brassicales, Brassicaceae. The transcript has 7 exons. Bases 1 to 1806 code for a protein of 601 amino acids. The record is from RefSeq and is marked reviewed.
AUGUCAUUAGAUUUGAAGAUGCAAGAUAAAUUUACUUGGGUUUUGGAAAAGUUCUCAUCUUUGAAAGAUCAGUGCUACUCUCCCGUCUUCACGGUCGCCGGCUGCAAUUGGCGUCUUCUUUCUUUUCUCAAAGGAGCUAAGAAUGAUCGUUACUUUUCCGUGUAUCUUGAUCUUGAGCCUGGAUCUUUGCCACCAGGAUGGAGAAGAGAAGUGAAAUUUAGCAUUACUCUUGACAAUGUUUGCCCUAAUACCGACAGAGUAUUAGGAGGGCCAUGCUUUUUCGAUGCAAAGAGUAACAUUUGGGGUUUUCAAGAUUUCUUGCUCCUUGAAAAACUUGUUAAUAUAGCUGAAGGAUUUUUGGUGAAUGACAGACUCACUAUCGUCGCUGAAGUAGAUGUUUUACCUUCUAUUGUUGUGCCAUUGGAACCUGUGAAGAUUAUUUCAUCUCAAGAGAAGUUAGAUGAUGAUGAUGAUGAUUGUGACGACGCAUCUGAAGAGAGUUCGGAUGAUGGAGAUGCAUCCCAGGAGUAUACUGAUGAUAAUGAUGAUGAAGUUUGUGACAUAAGUCGUUUGAACCUAGUGAAUGCCAUAGAGAAUGCUUUUUAUACGAGUAUUAGAAGUUGUAAUAGUUUGGUGGCUGAGACUGAGGUUUCCAAUGAUGAAAAUGAUGAUGCACCUAAAAAAGAUGUUGAUGAUGAGGCUUCAUCUCUUGUUUUGAAUGAUAGUGCUAGAAACGGAAGUAGUAUAGAACAAGUGAAAAAGACGAGGCUUCAUCUCGUGUUGGAGGAUGCCUCUCGUGGUAGGGAUCCUAACACCGUGGCAUGUGUUACGGAGACUUGUGAUUAUGUGCUUAUGGAGAUUCAAUCAGAUAAGGAAACAGUGGAUAUCAAUGGGUUUGUGGUUGUUUCUUCCAAGGCGGAAUCUGUGAGACGUAUACUCGAAAGACACCCAGACAUAUCAGUGGAGUUUCGUGGAAAGAACCAACAACUGAGGAACGCAUGUAUGAAUUUCCUGCUCAGCUUAAUCGAAACGAUGUGCCAGUCACUGGAGGAGCUCUCGAAUGAAGAUCUUGUGGAAGCAGACGUAGCGUUGACAUACUUGAGAGAUGCAGGGUUUAAGGUUGAUUGGUUGGAGAAGAAGCUGGACCAACUAAAGGAAAAGAAGGAGGAAGAGAUGUCUGGUUUGGCCAGGCUCCAUGAGAUAGAGGAAAAUCUAGUGAUAUUGAAGCAAAAGUGGUCAGACCUGGGUGCUCUUGCGGAGAAGGAGAAGGCAGACUUUGUGGCAUCUAAGACUGAGGUUUCUAACAAUGAAAAUGAUUAUGCAAAUAAAGAAGAUGUCGAUGAUGAGGCUUCAUCUCUUGUUUGGACUGACAGUGCUAGAGACACAAAAACUGGUGGUAAGGCGUUUAACAAUGUGGCAUCUGUUGCAGAGACUUCAAAUAAUGUGCUUACAGAGAUUCCACCAGCAAAGGAAACUACGGAUGUCAAUGGGUUUGAGGUUUUUAUGUCCCAGACAAAGCUGGAUGAGGUCUCUCGGAAGAAGAAGAUGGAGCAGGGUAGUGGGCCCCGGCUACAAACAAUGGAGGAACGGUUGCAGAAGCUGAAGCUUUUGUUCGUGGAUCUUGAAUCUCAGCUGCAGAAGGAAAAAGUGGAGGCUUUGGUUGCGAGAGCUCCUCUCUCAUUCAACGAUGGUGUUUGCAGAUUUUCAGGAUUUUGUGGCUUUGUAGGUGAAUCUUUGUUUUCUUAUGCCUGGAAGCAAGGCCCAAGUUUGUAUUCUUUGAGUUUUAUGUCGAAUGGGACUGAGUAG